Messenger RNA from Betta splendens (Siamese fighting fish), 3782 nucleotides. RefSeq names its product DNA-damage inducible protein 2 (gene ddi2). The coding region runs from base 189 to 2879 and encodes 896 amino acids. The record is from RefSeq and is a predicted model, not a curated record. Lineage: Eukaryota; Metazoa; Chordata; Actinopteri; Anabantiformes; Osphronemidae. Gene Ontology annotation, molecular function: protein binding; aspartic-type endopeptidase activity. The transcript has 10 exons. Gene Ontology annotation, biological process: proteolysis.
GACGCUGAACAGUUUCGAAGAAGGCGCGCAUCGCGACACCACGCGCUGUAGUACGACAUGUCGAAAAACAAGCUGGACGAACUGCGGCACUACUGAGCAAUACUUAAUGUUGUAGUUGUUUAAAAGAGAAAGUGACAUAUCGGGCUUUUAACCACGGGUUUGUCCAGUGAUCCUCUCCCUAAAAAGCGAUGCUGGUCACCGUUUUCUGCGCGCCGAGGGAUCGCCCAGAAACCACGUUCGCCCUCGAUGUGUCCCCGGAGAUGGAGCUGAGAGACUUUGUUGCACUCUGUGAGCUGGAGUCCGGAAUUCCAGCUGGGGAAAUCCUGAUCACGUAUGUAGAACAGCCCCUAAAAGACCCCACUCGUGCCUUGGGGACCUAUGGUGUUAAGGAUGGAGACGUGGUGGUUCUCAGGCAAGCUGACAGGAGGCCACCACCAACUCAACCAGCCUUUCCAGGUCUGCCUCAUAUCGACUUUCGUUCCAUCACAGUUCCAGGCACCUCUUCUGCUGCUUCUUCUACUCAACGUAGUGCUAUAAGGCCACAGCAACAACCUACGCAGCAACGUGCUCCAAAUCCUUCCACACCAAUGGCCUUUAGUGGCUCCUCUCCUCAGGGGCUGGAUGACCCUGCCUUACUCCAGCAGAUGCUGUUAUCUAAUCCACAUGAACUUUCACUUCUAAAGGAGCGAAAUCCACCACUUGCUGAAGCCCUGUUGAGCGGAGACUUGGAACGUUUCACCAAAGUGCUGCUAGAACAACAGCAGGAUCGAGCCAAGAGAGAACAAGAGAGGAUCAGACUUCUGACUGCUGAUCCUUUUGAUUUGGACGCCCAAGCAAAAAUUGAGGAGGACAUAAGGCAGCACAAUGUGGAAGAGAACAUGACCAUUGCAAUGGAAGAAGCCCCUGAAAGCUUUGGACAGGUGGUUAUGCUCUAUAUUAACUGCAAAGUCAAUGGCCACCCAGUGAAAGCUUUUGUUGACUCAGGAGCUCAGAUGACCAUCAUGAGUCAAGCCUGUGCUGAGCGCUGUAACAUCAUGCGGCUUGUGGACCGACGCUGGGCUGGGAUUGCCAAGGGAGUGGGCACCCAGAAGAUCAUCGGCAGAGUUCAUUUGGCUCAGGUCCAGAUAGAGGGGGACUUCCUCCCUUGUUCUUUCUCCAUUCUGGAGGACCAGCCAAUGGACAUGCUGCUUGGCCUGGACAUGUUGAAGAGACACCAGUGUUCAAUUGACCUGAAGAAAAGCGUGCUGCUGAUCGGCACUACGGGCACGGAAACUCGCUUCCUCUCUGAGGCAGAGUUGCCCGAAUGUGCGCGACUUGCAUACGGAGCCGAAGGACGCGAAGAUGUCCGUCCGGAUGAGAUUGCUGACAGAGAACUGGCAGAGGCACUUCAGAGGUCCAUACAAGAAAGCGACACUGCAGAUGGACAAACUACCUCACCACAGCCCCCACCAUUUACAUUACCCAGAACCUUAGACCAAAUGUCUACCUUACCUUCCCAAAGCCCCUGCUCUGCCCUGCCCCAGACUCUGGAUUGCUCUCAGCGUGCCCCAGCCUCCAUGGAGGCCUCGGCACCGGAGCAGUGCCAGGACCAACCUGGCUUUCAGGAGUUUGCUCAGCCUUCAUCCAAAGCAGAGGAUGCUGGUUCUGCGGGUCACCAGGUCCAACCGCACCCUCUGCCUCUCCAUAGCAACUCCCCUGUAUCCAGUACCGAAACAGACGACCUGCCUUCAUGUACCUCUCCUGCAGACAUGACUAUCCCUUCCCAAGAACCCGAGGGGGAUGUGUUUACUAGAGCCUCAGACGCUGAUGCUGAAUCAUUUGAGGUGGGGGACAGCUCCACGCCCCCUCAUCCUGAAGAGCUUCCCCAGAUCCAACCCAUGGAGCAGGAGACAACAGAGCCUGUCACAGCUGAUACAACAGAAGCCAGUCCUCCUAGCCAACCCGACCCGGUUGAAAUGGAGUCCCCAGUUGCUUCGGAGGAUGGGGCCUCUGAGAGGGACCAGCCUGAAGGAGAGCACGGCUCUGAUAACAUCCCUUCGCUGGCAGCUGCUUUGAUGGAGCUUCACGAGCUGCUCGUGUCCAACAACUGUGCUCAGGCCCAUAACCACAGCACCUCGUGCUCCCCGUCACAUCCGUUUGAGGAGGACACGGAUGAAGCGGCCUCCAAGCCUUGUGUCCCAUCAUCCGAAAACAUCCAGUCUACCCCCUCCACUGUCAUUACAGCUGGUGCAGAACCAAGUGAUGCCAAAGCCAACCACACUGCUGCUGUGUCCGAGGGUCUGUCUACGUGUCUUGUGCCUGACAGCUCCGGCCCCGAUGAGCGUCUGUGUGGAGAUACAGGAGAGACUCUGGAGGCACACGAGCAACCGCAGCAUCCAGAUGACUCCGGGGAGGGGAGGGCGGAUGGACGUGGGCAAGAUGAUGCCAGUAACAUCAACAAUCUUCAGCUUGAUCCAGAGGCUCCUCCUGACCCUGCAGGUGACCUUGAGUUCCGGGAGCCUCCUGAGGGGCAGCAGGAGAGAGGGGUCGCAGACGGACGAGACUCUGGCACCAACACCCCAGACACUCUUGGCCUUCAGACUGAGCACACCUUUCUCAGUCCCUUGUCACUGGCAGUAGGCUCGCCCGAGGAAGUCUCUUGCAGCACAUCAUCCUCUGUCCCUCCUCUUGCUCAGGCUCCCCAGCCUACAGUCCAUCCUGGCCCUUUCCUCCCUUCUCCGCAUCCCUUUAUUGAACAAUUUCCAGCUGAGCACAUCCAGAGAAUCCAGGCAGCAGGCUUUUCUGCUAGGGAGGCUGCGGAGGCACUGGAACAAGCCCAUGGGGUUGUGGAGCUGGCUCUGCUAGCACUGCUAGCCCGCAGUAUCACUGUGCCCACCUAGACUCACAAUCAGACACCCGAGUCCCCCAGCCUCCCAGCUCAGCAUCUGUCUUAUUUAUACCUUGUUACUGAUCCAGAUGUCUGUCCCUUUUUAACAGGGAGCACGUUUAAACACAGGGAAAUGCUGUUUUAUGGUUUGUCUUACGAAGUAUUCAAGAACAAAUAAUGGCAACAUGAAUACUUUUUCUGGAUAUAACAGAUAUGUGAGGUGUGUUUGCAUGCAGAUGUUUUGGUGCCCAAAUCAUUUCGUUGAUUUUUAGACAUUUAAAAUGAUAGGUUGAUUUUCUUUUUGUUUUGUUAUCCAACGUUGACAUUAAAAAUGCCCAAUAAGAUUCAUUCUUCAACCACUAAAUAUUGUUUUAUUUUCCCUUUUGAUAUCUAAAACCUAUUGUUAGGUUAACUUUUACUUUAUGACAGAUUUAAGUUCUUUGCGCCUACUCCCUAUUUCCCGUUUUGUUUGGAAAUCACUUUUUUUUUUUUUAUCAAGUUUGGUUGAUCCUUCCUGCAGAUUGGUGCAAGCAGAGUCCACGGCCCUUGUCACACUAAAAGUAAAGUGUGUGUUGAAGUAUGACCGUAGAUGGCGUUUUUCUGUAAGUGUUACAGAAGGUAUCUUGUACUGUAUGAAUCAUCCUGCGCAGUUUGAAAGCUUUGCCAUGUACAUUUACAAAACUGUUUGUAGCUCCUGUCCAGAAACUCAUUCUUGUGUCAAAUCAAAGUUUGUGUUUUCAUACUUUAAAAAAAAUAAACAUCCAUUUUCAUUUUGUAAUAUGUUAGAAAAUGUCAGUACAUGAAGAAUUGUAUGGCUUUGAGUCAUAUACCAACAAAGUUCAGGCAGAUUUAAUUAUUUACUUUUAUCUUGUAUUAAAUUUUAAAAUGCAAAUAAAAUGGAAAUAGUAUUUGUAAA